Neogale vison (American mink) is the source of this 3724-nucleotide messenger RNA. It is a transcript of the gene CSF1, whose product is annotated as colony stimulating factor 1. Bases 267 to 1943 code for a protein of 558 amino acids. The record is from RefSeq and is a predicted model, not a curated record. Gene Ontology annotation, cellular component: membrane. The transcript has 9 exons. NCBI's taxonomy places the organism in Eukaryota, Metazoa, Chordata, Mammalia, Carnivora, Mustelidae. Gene Ontology annotation, biological process: osteoclast differentiation; positive regulation of macrophage differentiation. Gene Ontology annotation, molecular function: growth factor activity; cytokine activity.
UGUGUGUGUGUUUGGCGCCUAUCCAAGGUGAUUUCCCAUAAACCACAUGUCCCACAAGUCCGCUUAAAAGGCUGUGCCGAGGAGCUGGCCAGUGGAGCCCGGCUGGUGGAAAGUGAAAGUUGCCUGGGUGCUCUCGGCGCCGCCGCCCGCUCUCCGCAGCCCCCGGACGGCAGCGCGGCCCACGGCCGGGGAGCAGGCUCUGCGGCGGCCAGCGAGCGAGCUAGCGAGGGCGGCCGACGCGCCCGGCCCGGGACCCAGCUGCCCGUAUGACCGCGCGGGGCGCCGCCGGGCGCUGCCCUCCCACGACAUGGCUGACACCCCUGCUUCUGCUGGUCUGUCUCCUGGUGAGAGGGAGUAUUACCGAGGAGGCGUCGGAGCACUGUAGCCACAUGAUUGGGAAUGGACACCUGCAAUUCCUCCAGCAGCUGAUUGAUAGUCAGAUGGAGACUUCCUGCCAGAUUGCCUUUGAGUUUGUAGACCAGGAGCAGUUGAAAGAUCCUGUGUGCUACCUUAAGAAGGCAUUUUUCCUGAUGCAAGACAUCAUGGAGGACACCAUGCGCUUCAAAGACAAUACUCCCAAUGCCUACGUCAUUGUGAAGCUCCAGGAACUCUCUCUGAGGCUUAAGAGCUGCUUCACCAAAGACUAUGAAGAGCAGGGCAAGGCCUGCGUCAGAACUUUCUAUGAGACACCCCUGCAGUUGCUGGAAAAGAUCAAGAAUGUCUUUAAUGAAACCAAGACUCUCCUGAAAAAGGACUGGAACAUUUUCAGCAAGAACUGCAACGACAGCUUUGCUAAGUGCUCCAUCCAAGAUGUGGUGACCAAGCCUGAUUGCAACUGCCUGUACCCCAAAGCCACCCCUAGCAGUGACCUGGCCUCUGUCUCCCUUCAGCAGCCCCCUGCCCCCUCCAUGGCCCCUAUGGCUGGCUUGACCCGGGCUGACUCUGAGGGGACAGAGGGCAGCUCCCUCUUGCCCAGUGAGCAGCCCCUUCGCACAGUGGACCUGGACCCAGGAAGUGCUAAGCAGCGACCACCCAGGAGCACCUGCCAGAGCUUUGAAUCUCCGGAGCCCCCAGGUGUGGGGGCCAGCCCCAUCGGAGAGUCACCUCAGCCCCAGCCUUCUGUCGGGGCCCCCGACCUGGGGAUGGAGGACACUCUUAACUCUGCGUUGGGCACCAAAUGGACUGUGGAAGAGGCCUCUGGAGAGGCUAGUGAGGGUCCCAUACCCCAAGGGGCAGAGCUUUCUUCCUCCAGGCUGGAAGGAGGCAGCUUCCAGGCCGAGACGACCGCCAGGCCCAGUGACCUCUUGUCAACACCUUUUCCCCUGUCCUACUCAGCCAGGGGCCAGCAGCCAGAGGACAUGACUGGCAUUCCCCUGCCCACGGUGGGACCUGCAAGAUCCGCUGGCCAGGCCCAGAGUCACACACCUGAGAAGACAGACCGUCCAUCUGACCCACCCAGAGACCACCAGGAGCCAAGCUCUGCCAGGACCCUGUCGCGGCCGCCACGAGGCCUCAGCAAUCCCUCGGCCCUCUCUGCACAUCCAAAGCUUUCCAGAAGGCACUCUUGGGGCCAUGUGCUGCCCCUCGGGGAGUUGGAGGGCAGAAGGAGCACCAGGGAUCGAAGGAGCCCCACAGAGCUGGAAGGAAGACGAGCAAGUGAGGGGGCAGCCAGGGCCCCCACCCCUUUUAACUCCAUUCCUUUGACUGACACAGGCCAUGAGAGGCAGAAGGAGAGACACUCUGACCCUCAGCUCCCCCGGUUUACCUUCCACCUGCUGGUGCCCAGCAUCAUCCUGGUCCUGCUGGCCGUCGGUGGCCUCCUAUUCUACAGGCGGAGACGGCGGAGCCAUCGAGAGCCUCAGACAGUGGAUUCUCCCAUGGAGCGACCAGAGGGCAGCCCCCUAACCCAGGAUGAGGACAGACAGGUGGAACUGCCUGUGUAGAGGGGUCUCUAAGCUGGGCACAUAGGAUAGUCUCUCCACGGGAGAGAUGUGAUGGGAGUGUCCACCACCCCUCCCCCCAGCUGUUCUCCUGGGAAUGUGACCUGCCCACCACAAGAGCUCCUGCCUGCCAGGACUAGACCAGAGCAGCGAGGCUGGGGUGCCUCUGCCCUCGACCCUCAGACUCUGGACUGACUACGAGAGGGCUGGAGGAUGUCCCCCACGCUGCUAAUGUUUAUCAUGGGCCCUGGAGGCUCCCAUUCACUAGAGGAAGGCUGGGAAGCCCCGCUGAGGACCCUCUGUGCCUCAGGGACCGUGAUGGGCCAGGGACCCAGAUGCCCAAAGGAUGUGGAAGAGCAGGAUGGGCACUGAGGAAUGGAAGAGCCUUGGUGCCCAGAGGACUGCCUGGUGCCAAGGGAUCCCAACACCGACAAGCAGGGACUUGUCUCCGGAGAGAGAAGCAUGAGCUCUGCAGGGCGGGCCAGCGUCGGCUAGAUUUCCCGUCAAGAUGUGCAGCCCAAAAGCCGGGAAGAGAAGGCCUCUGGGCCUGCUGGGUCCGUGCUGACAGCCUGGGGGGGGCCUACACCCUCGGCUUGCCCAGGUGUCUUCUGCUGGUUGCCAGGUGGAGAGGGGAGGUCAACCCUGCCCUCAGGACCUGUCUGGCUUGACUCCAAGGCCAAGGGGAAGAGCCAGCCCCGGCGUCUGCCCCACCUUCCCUCCAGCUCUGCCAGAGCUUCUCCGGGAGGCUGCGCAGAGGCUCCCCUCCUGAAGGAAGCCAUUGCACUGUGAAUACUGAACCUGCCUGCUGAACAGCCUGCCCUGUCCAUCCCUGUGAGCGAACGUCCGUCCAUCCUCCCGCCCCUCCGGCCUCCUGCCAGCAGCCUGCGCCUAGUGCCCGAGCUGGCCUUGUGUGUCGACUGAGGGAGCCCCUAAGUCCCUGACCUUCUGCUGACCGAGGCGUCGACUCCCCAGGGUGGGUGGGGCAGGAGAAACGCCUGGGCCUCCAGCCGGAGCUGGUCUUCAGGCUGCAUCCUUGUUGUUGUUCGCAGGUUUCUGCGUCUUGCACUUUGACAUUCCCAAGAGGGAAGUGACUAGUGGAAGGGAGGACAGAGGCAGACCCCCCCACCCCCGGGGGAAGGCUGCAGGGGGCCGUCCCACUGAAACUGGGUCUUCGCAGUUAUGGGUAUGCCAAGGUGGUUGGGGGAGGGGGUCUGCACCCCGACCCUGCCACCUGGUCUCCUUUCCCAUACCAGGCCCUGGCCCCAUCACAGCGGCAAGCCUGUGCCGACCUCACAGCAUGGCACCCAGGUCCCAUCCUCUUCCCACGUCUCCUUCCCCACCCAGGUAGGCAGUGAUCUCCCCAGCUGUCGCCCCUCCACUAUCUCUCUGACCAGGUCAGCCGGGAUGGGAAAGAGACCAGGCAUCCACUUCCAAGUCUGCCUUGAGGGCUUCAGCUUCUUGGGCCAGCCCAUGGCCACUGCUCUGAGAGCUGGCAGGAGGUGUCAGGGCCAUUGAUCACCCCGCCUUGGUCCCUUUGUGCUGCUGUGCCCCUCCUCUCCUGCUGUCCUGGGCCCACCAGUGAGAGAUCCCAGCCUUCCUGGCCGCUGGGCGAGGGCCCAUGAACUUUUCUUCCUGCCCUCAAAAGUGGGGGUCUCCUGCCCGCACCCCCUCCCCGCCCCUGCCCUGCUGCUCUCUGCUGAAGGAAGGGCAGCGGGGAACUUGCCUUGUGAGGCUCCUACUAGUUACAGACUCUAUAUUUGAUGCCAGAAAAUAUGUAUUUAAAA